Molecule: messenger RNA, 1839 nt
Organism: Drosophila ficusphila
Lineage: Eukaryota; Metazoa; Arthropoda; Insecta; Diptera; Drosophilidae
Gene: Ugt36A1
Product: UDP-glucosyltransferase 2
Exons: 3
Coding region: 229-1839 (536 amino acids)
Molecular function (GO): UDP-glycosyltransferase activity
Source: RefSeq, a predicted model, not a curated record
UCCAUGGGCAGCCCAGCAAGUGCAUGGAACGCCAACUGCACUCUCCAAUCAGAAACCACAACAAGCACUUUGAUUAACCAAAACACGGCGCAAUGGGAGAUACGGUUAUCGGAACUUAUAGACGGGUUAACGACUCGUUCAAUAGAACAACACACGAUGGGAAGUACGAUUAUCGAAUCUCUCGGAUCGAUCGGGUAACAUUCUCAUUCAGCGAAAAACUACGGCACGAUGGCAACGUAUCUAUGCAGCGGAGUGUUCACUGUACUACUGUGGAUUCUGGGGACUCCCUCCCCGAUUUCAGCUGGUAAUAUUCUGGCCGUAUACCCGCACUUUGGGUUCAGUCACUUCAAGGUCGUGAUGCCCAUUCUCAACGAACUGGCGAGUCGGGGACAUGACAUCACCGUGAUCUCUUAUGUGAAGAAUCCCCAGGCGAAGGGCUAUUCGAACUACGAGGAACUGCUGAUCUCGGCACCGGAUGAGGAUCAGUCGAGCACCACUAUAAACCUGGUUCCCCUGACGGAACACACACCCACCAGAUCCUUGGAAGUGCUCAUUCGGGAGUAUAUAUCCCUUUUUGAAGAGGGUCAGGAGACCUGCAAGCAUCUUUUCACCAGUGGUCACAUAGAAAAGGUUAUUAAGAGACACCAGAGUAAACCUUUUGAUCUACUCCUCACCGAGUACUUCAACUCCGAUUGCCAACUGGUGCUGGCCAAGCUACUGAAUCUUCCCAUCAUUGGAUUGAGUACCUGUGCCCUGAUGCCCUACUACUACGAUCGCAUCGAUCUGCCAGACACACCCGCCUUCGUCCAAUCGGAGUACGUGGGAUUCGCUGAGCCGCUGAACUGGCAUGAGCGGCUGCUCAACUUUGCUCAGGCCAAGUUACUAAGACUCCUCUACAAGUAUCACGCCAAUGCGGCUGACAACGAGCUGGUUCGAAAGUAUCUCGGAGUGGAAAUAGAUGUUGACGAAGUGGCUCGCACCCAGACAGCUUUUGUUUUCGGGAACCAGCACUAUUCUCUGAUGGGAAGUCGGCCACAAUCACUGCAGUUCGUGGAAGUCGGAGGUGUGCACAUCACCAAGGAGGCAGAAAAAGAUCUACCGGAAAACAUCACAAGCUUCCUGAAUCAGUCCAGUGAAGGAGUGAUCUUCAUCAGCUGGGGAUCCAUGGUGCGAGCUUCGAGCAUCGAUGAGGAGAAACUAACAGCCAUAUUGGAAGUCCUUCAAAAUCAGCCUUUAAGGGUCAUUUGGAAAUGGGAGGCGGACGAGACUCCAGUAGCAGAUUCCUCAAAGUUUCUGUUUGUAAAGUGGGCUCCUCAACUAGCUCUUCUGUGUCAUCCCAAAGUGAAGUUGUUUUGGACCCAUGGCGGCUUACUGGGAACUACGGAAUCGGUUCAUUGCGGCAAACCCAUGCUGGUUACUCCGAUUUAUGGGGAUCAGUUCCUAAAUGCAUUCUCCGUACAAAAUCGUGGAAUGGGUCUGAAGUUUGACUACCAGGAUAUCUCUGUUUCGAAUCUUAGAAAGGCUUUUACUAAACUCAGCAAUGAGAGCUACUCCCAACGUUCUGCUCAGAUCUCGAAGAUUUUCAAUAACAGACAAAAGACUCCAUUGGAGUCGGCAAUUUGGGCUGUGGAACAUGUUAUCCAAAAUGGUUUAAUUGCUGCCGAACUUCUGCAAUCUCCUGGCAUUAAGUUAAAUGGAUUUAUCUACUACUCUCUGGACAGCGUAGUCCUGCUCCUAACUCCCAUAAUGCUGCUGUUCAUAAUAGCAAGCUUCUGUUGCAGAAGAAGGCCUCCUAAGUCGGCCAGCAAGAAACUUGGCAGGAAACCAAAGAGAUCUUAG